Messenger RNA from Brienomyrus brachyistius, 1959 nucleotides. RefSeq names its product fibrinogen beta chain (gene fgb). Gene Ontology annotation, cellular component: fibrinogen complex. Gene Ontology annotation, biological process: platelet activation; blood coagulation; protein polymerization. Gene Ontology annotation, molecular function: signaling receptor binding. The record is from RefSeq and is a predicted model, not a curated record. The transcript is spliced from 7 exons. Lineage: Eukaryota; Metazoa; Chordata; Actinopteri; Osteoglossiformes; Mormyridae. Bases 294 to 1628 code for a protein of 444 amino acids.
AUAGAUGUAUAUAUACCUUGGGGAGCUGGACGGCGCCACAACUUUGCUGAUCUUCUCUCCACCAUGAAGUGGCUGCUGCUCCUUCACCUCUGCGUUUACGGAGUCCUGUGCUCCACAGACACGGACUAUGACAACGAUGAGGAUGACACAGGGGUAAGAAUUUGGUUUGAUUCUGAAUCUGAAAAUAACGGCUAUAAUGAGAACUAGUCGCAGCUGGUCGGGGCCGCUCUCACACACAAGCCUCUCUGCCGUCUCAGACUAACCCGCUGGACCCGAGGGGCCACAGACCUGUCAUGGUGGGCAGGGAGCGUUACAAUGUGCCCCAGCCAGCCCCUCCACCCGUCAGCGGCGGCUCCACGUACCGCGGCCGGCCGACUCCCGCGCCUGUGCGCGCGCCGCAGAGGCAGCAGAAGGAGGAGCUUCCCGAGUCGGGCGGCUGCACCCACGCGUCGGAGCUGAUGGGGGUUUUAUGUCCAACGGGGUGCGAACUUAAAACCAUCCUGUUGAAACAAGAAAAGAACAUUAAAGGGACCAUCCUUGAACUCAGACGGGACGUGACUGACCUGUCCAGGUCCUCUAACAAUAUUUACCGCUACGUGGACGGCCUGUCAUCGCAGGUCCGCGAGAGGCAGCGCCUCACCGACGAUAACGGGAACGUCGUCAACGAGUACACAAAUGACCUGGAGCAGCAGCACGCCUUCAUCAAGGACACCAUUGACACCAACUUCCCGUCCAACAUCCGCAUCCUCCAGCAGGUGCUGGAGAGUGUGCGCGGAAAAAUCCAGAAGAUCGAGGCAGCCAUCUUGGCUCAGAGGGAGAAAUGCAACAAGCCUUGUGCUGUCUCGUGUCCCAUCCCGGUAGUCUCCGGAAAGGAGUGCGAGGACAUCUACCGCAAGGGAGGAGACGUCUCCGAGAUGUACCUCAUCCAGCCAGACUCAUUCUUCAAGCCCUACAAGGUCUACUGUGACAUGACCACUCUUAAUGGAGGCUGGACCUUGAUCCAGAACCGGCAAGAUGGUAGCGUGGACUUUGGUAGAAGGUGGGAUAAUUACAGGUCUGGGUUUGGAAACAUCGCUUCUGCGGACACAAAAGGAUUCUGCAAAGUCCCAGGAGAGUACUGGCUGGGAAACGACCGGAUCAGUCAGCUCACCAAGAUCGGUCCAACCGAGGUCCUGUAUGAGAUGACCGACUGGUCCGGUGCUCGUGUCCAAGCUAGAUACCAGCAGUUCACUGUGCAGGGGGAGAACACCAACUACCAGCUGGCCGUGGCUGGCUACUCCGGCACCGCCGGAGAUACCCUCCUCAUGGGGGCCCGGGAGCUGGUGGGCGAGAACCGGACCAUGACGAUACACAACGGCAUGAUGUUCAGCACCUACGACAGAGACAAUGACAACUGGCUGCCCGGGGACCCGUCCAAGCAGUGCUCCAGGGAGGACGGCGGGGGCUGGUGGUACAAUCGCUGCCACUCAAGCAACCCCAAUGGCCGGUACUACUGGGGAGGAGCCUAUACCAGGCAGAUGGCCAAGCACGGCACAGAUGACGGCAUCGUGUGGAUGAACUGGAAGGGGUCCUGGUAUUCCUUGAAGGCUAUCAGCAUGAAGAUCAGGCCAUUUUUCCCCUCUCGAUAGUCAACAUGUAGCGCAGGCUGCUCCACCAUGUCCCGGCAAAAAAAGGAUGGCCAACCAUGACAAUGGAAGCAGCAGUCUGGCAUGUUCCGCCGUGCUCAGGGACAAAGCGUGCCAAGACAGUGUUCAAAAGUAACCAAUCCCCAGCAGGCGCUAAAAGGCAUUAAAAGCAACACUGAAUCAAUGAAAACAAAACAUGCUAGGCAGAUUUAUUGUCCAGCAAUUUUUAUUUAAAAAUAAAAACAUUUAAAAUACAAGAUGACCUUUUUAAAACGUGUGACUCCUCCGAAGAAGCAAUUUUGUUCCUCUGCUCAAUAAAAUUUGUUGAAGAUCA